Messenger RNA from Cynoglossus semilaevis (tongue sole), 2567 nucleotides. RefSeq names its product ATP-binding cassette, sub-family B (MDR/TAP), member 8 (gene abcb8). Gene Ontology annotation, biological process: oligopeptide export from mitochondrion. Bases 180 to 2306 code for a protein of 708 amino acids. Gene Ontology annotation, molecular function: ATP hydrolysis activity; ABC-type oligopeptide transporter activity; ATP binding. Gene Ontology annotation, cellular component: mitochondrial inner membrane. The record is from RefSeq and is a predicted model, not a curated record. Lineage: Eukaryota; Metazoa; Chordata; Actinopteri; Pleuronectiformes; Cynoglossidae. The transcript is spliced from 16 exons.
UCUAAAAUAAAUAAUAAGAAUAUCCAGUGUUUGAAAGAAGCUGCUCAGCAAAGUAAACACAGAAAUGCAUUCUGGGUCGAAAUUAAUAUGGCAGCCCGCAGGUUACCCGUGGAUUACUGCACAGUUUAACCAUUAUUUGACACAACCAGGUUAUACUGUUUCUGAAGAAAGCACGUAUCAUGCUUCAGAUAAUUUGUAGUAAAGCAAGCAUCGCUGCACCAUUUCGGUAUUUGUCGGUAAACCAACGGUGCAGUAAACCAACAGACAUCUGGAAGCUGUCACGAUGGUAUACCUCACCAAAAUCUAGUAGAUACUACUCAUCACAACAGGGUGGUAAACCUACUGCUCUGAUAUGGCGCGUCACUCAGAGAGCAAUUGGCCAGUUAGCCAGACGCACAUCAAACUCACAGAGAGUUUCUCUGAAGUUCCUUGUGGGACCAGCUGCACUGACUGUGUCUGCGCGACUGUUCUGCCAUGUGGCUUGUUGUGAGGCCGAUGUGAAUAACAAUGAGCUGGUGGUGGAUGCAGACCAACAGACUGUGCCCGAGUUUAAAUGGCAUAUCCUGUGGCAAUUUGUCCGACCUCAGCUCCUCGCUCUUAUUGGAGCUGUUGUGCUGGCUUUUGCUGCAGCCAUCUUGAAUAUUCAAAUCCCUCUAAUGCUCGGGGAUCUGGUGAAUGUUGUGGCCCGAUAUCUGAGGGAAAAUACUGGGAGUUAUGUCCAUGAGAUUCGGAUUCCUGCUCUGAAACUACUUGGACUGUAUGGUAUUCAAGGCCUACUGACAACUGGCUACAUCAUCCUGCUUUCUCGGCUGGGGGAGAGAGUGGCAGCAGACAUGAGGAAGGCCCUCUUUUCCUCUUUGCUAAGACAGGAUGUGGCUUUCUAUGAUGCUAAUAAAACUGGACAGGUGGUGAAUCGUUUGACAGCAGACAUUCAAGAGUUCAAAUCUUCAUUCAAGUUGGUUAUUUCUCAGGGUCUACGGAGUAUUACGCAGACAGUUGGAUGUUUCGUUUCCCUUUACAUCAUGUCUCCUAAACUCACAGGUUUGACGGUAGUCGUCCUCCCCUGUUUAGUGGGAGCUGGAGCUCUUAUUGGAACAUUCCUGCGCAGGCUAUCCCGCUUGGCUCAAGAACAGGUGGCAAAAGCAACAGGAGUGGCAGACGAGGCUCUUGGCAAUGUGCGGACAGUGAAAGCCUUUGCCAUGGAGGAGCGUGAGCUUGAGUUGUAUGCACAUGAGGUGGACAAAUCCAGAGACAUGAAUGAAAAUCUUGGUGCUGGAAUAGCAUUUUUCCAGGGACUGUCAAACAUAGCCCUAAACUGCAUCGUGCUUGGAACAAUUUUUGCUGGAGGCUCUUUAAUUUCCAGAAAUGAGAUGUCUCCUGGAGACCUGAUGUCUUUCCUGGUUGCCUCUCAGACUGUUCAAAGGUCCAUGGCCAGUAUCUCCAUCCUUUUUGGACAGAUUGUAAGAGGACUUAGUGCUGGUGCCCGGGUUUUUGAAUACCUAGAUUUGAAACCAAGCAUCCCACCGUCUGGUGGAGGAUGUAUACCUUACAAUUCUCUGAUGGGCAGAGUGGACUUCAUGGACAUUUCAUUCAGUUACCCAACAAGACCUGGCCAUCAGAUUCUGAACAAGUUUAACCUUACUCUACCUCCAUGUAAAACUAUUGCCAUUGUUGGAGAGUCUGGAGGAGGAAAGUCUACCGUGGCAUCUUUGCUGGAGCGGUUCUAUGACCCAACUGGUGGUGUAAUCAUGCUGGAUGGACUGGACAUCCGAACACUGGACCUCACGUGGCUUAGAGGUCAAGUCAUUGGAUUUAUAAACCAGGAGCCUGUUUUGUUUGCGUCAUCUGUCAUGGAUAACAUCCGCUUUGGGAAACCUGAUGCCACAGAUGCUGAGGUGAUUGAUGCAGCCAAACAAGCCAAUGCUCAUCGCUUCAUCACCAGCUUCCCAAAUGGUUAUAACACUGUGGUUGGUGAGCGAGGGGUGACACUAUCUGGUGGCCAGAAGCAGCGCAUUGCAAUUGCCCGCGCCCUAAUCAAGAACCCCAGCAUCCUGGUACUGGAUGAAGCCACCAGUGCGUUGGAUGCAGAAUCUGAGCGUGUUGUUCAAGAAGCUCUUGAUAGAGCCACAAGGGGUCGCACUGUGCUCAUCAUCGCCCACCGACUGAGCACCAUUCAGGCAGCAGAUCUUAUAUGCGUCAUGAGCAAUGGUCGGAUUGUGGAGGCUGGGACUCACUCUGAAUUGCUGACCAAAGGAGGACUUUACUUCGAUCUGAUCCGCAGGCAACGAGCCGAGGGACAGAAAUGAACAUCGCAAAACACUGUUUUUGUAGAUCCAAGAUUAAUAAUGAAACGGGAUUAUAAUGAUUUGUAUAAAGCUGCUCUAAAUCUAUCAGUUUCAUGUCAACUUUUGGGACUCAUUUUACAAACUAAAAAAAUCAAGUCUAACAGAAUCAGCCUGUGGCACUUCCACUGUCUUAAAGAUGAGAUAAUAGUGUUGUAUGUUAUUUUGUAUAGAAUGAAAUGCUUUUAAUGUACUGUGAAAUAAUUAAAGUCUGUUUUAAUUAGU